This is a messenger RNA of Talaromyces atroroseus, 1557 nucleotides long. RefSeq lists its product as hypothetical. Bases 1 to 1557 code for a protein of 518 amino acids. The transcript is spliced from 10 exons. Gene Ontology annotation, biological process: transmembrane transport. Gene Ontology annotation, molecular function: transmembrane transporter activity. Gene Ontology annotation, cellular component: membrane. The record is from RefSeq and is a predicted model, not a curated record. NCBI's taxonomy places the organism in Eukaryota, Fungi, Ascomycota, Eurotiomycetes, Eurotiales, Trichocomaceae.
AUGGCCGACCAACCCGUAUACGGAGAUGUCGCGGCCAAGCAGAGACCGUCAUGGAAGAGCUACUUCUGGGAUACGCUGGAUCUUUCAAAGGAGGAACGCUGGCUGCUGUUCAAGCUAGAUGCGUGCGUGCUCACCUUUUCCUCGAUCGGCUACUUCCUCAAAUACCUUGACUUGAACAAUAUCACAAAUGCCUAUCUCAGUGGCAUGGAGGAGGAUUUGGAAAUGUACGGGAAUCAGCUUGUCACCAGCACCACCAUAUUUACCAUUGGCUACGUGAUCGGACAAGUCCCGUGUAACCUGCUAUUGACUCGAGUGUCACCGCGUUGGGUGAUUCCCUCACUCGAGGUGGGUUGGGGUAUAGCGGUCAUCUGCAUGUCCAGCGUAAAAUCAUACCAGGCUCUUUAUGCUCUUCGCUUCUUGGUGGGCAUUUUUGAAUCCGGCUUUUACCCUGGCAUACAUUACAUGCUAGGCUCGUGGUACAAACCGUCUGAGAUUGGCAAGCGGGCAAUGAUCUUCUGGCUUGCUGGAACGGUGGGCCAGUUAUUUAGCGGUUUCCUACAGUCUGCUGCUUAUACGAAUCUGGACGGAGUAGAUGGACGCGCGGGCUGGAGAUGGCUGUUCAUCAUUGACGGCAUCAUAACCUUUCCUCUGGCAGUAGCUGGGUAUCUUUUCUUUCCCAAUCUACCCCAGAGCGGAAUAAAAACAUGGUACAUUACUGAAGAGGAACAUGAACUUUCCAUUCAGAGAAUGAAGUCCAUUGGACGCGUAGGAAAGGCGCCUUGGACGAGGCACAAAGUUAUAGCACUGCUCACAAGCUGGCACACGUACCUCCUACCUCUAUUGUAUAUCUUAUGGAAUAACGGGGGUCCUCAAGCUGCCAUGGGAUACUGGUUGAAGAGCUUCGAUAAAGAUCCUCCACCAGUCCCAGGGACUUACUUUUCUAUACCACAAAUAAACAACUUACCCAAUGUCACAUCCGCUAUUUUCAUUGUCAUGGCUUUAAUCUGGGCCUGGCUUUCCGAUGGUGUUCUUCGUGGAGCUCGAUGGCCAUUCAUAUACAUUGGCGCGGUCAUAACCCUGUUAUUCUCCGUUCUCCUGCGCCAAAUGCCCUUGUACGAGAACAUCCAUGGUCGCAUGGUGGUCUAUUGGCUCAGUAAUAUUGGAUUUGGAGCUGGCCCACUUAUACUCACUUGGAUAAAUGAAAUAUGUACUGCCGAUACAGAAAAAAGAGCACUCCUUGUCGCACUGGCCAAUGAUCUUGCCUAUGUCGUGCAGGCUGUCGCCCCGAAUUUCGUAUGGAAAACGACAGACUUUCCUGCUGCCAAAAAAGGGUACCUGUGGUCAAUUGUCCUUCAGGUUUUGUUGAUUGUUUUGACUGCUGUCAUUCAGUUUCUACUCUGGUAUGAUUCGCGAAAGGAGAAGACAUCGGCGAAACUCAAUGCCAAUGAUAUUGAGGCGGAUUCCGAGGACCUAGUUCCUAACCCGCCGAAGAAGCCGGAUGAUAAGGUUGUUAUUGGUACCUCGCGAGAAGUACCGAGUUUGGAACACGAUGUUUGA